Scophthalmus maximus (turbot) is the source of this 5759-nucleotide messenger RNA. RefSeq names its product NACHT and WD repeat domain-containing protein 2. Lineage: Eukaryota; Metazoa; Chordata; Actinopteri; Pleuronectiformes; Scophthalmidae. The transcript is spliced from 10 exons. The record is from RefSeq and is a predicted model, not a curated record. Gene Ontology annotation, molecular function: protein binding. The coding region runs from base 142 to 5157 and encodes 1671 amino acids.
AUUUGCUGAGAGGAGCAGGAGGGAAAAGAGAAGCAGCAACGCAGGGGAGAAGCAGCAGCUGUGAACUUUUUGUCUGGGCCCUGCUGACCCUCUUUUGCUUCAUGUCUUUUUGAUUUGUCAUGUGCUCCAGGGGGAAAACCAAUGGACUCAUCCCCUUCAGAUUCGUCCCGCGUGAAACUCUACCUGUGCUCCAACCCUGAGGACAGCGUCGUGGAGCGCAGAGCUCUGAGAAAGAGUGUUUUCCCCGAAAUUAGAGAGCACUGCAGACACGCACACGGACUGGACUUCAGGGUGAUAGACCCGUUUGAGUCCAGUGAUCCCAGUCGUUGGCCAGAUGAGAACACCAGGCAGCAGCUGAUUAAAGAAUGCAGAGAGAACUCAGCUGGACCUUUUUUACUGGCUCUGGUGGGACAUCAGUAUGGCUCGGCCUGUCCGCCCGCCCAGGUGGACGUGUCCGAGUACCAGCUGCUGCUGCAGGAGAGCCAGCGGGCGGGCGUCAGCACGCGGGCGCUGGAGAGAGUUUACCGCAGGGACGAGAACACCGUCCCCCCCUCCUACUGUCUGAGACCUCCCCAGAGACCCAACAGUGUCUCAGGAUUGACUCACUGUGCAGAGGUUAAUGAGGAAGAGCAGAGUAGGACGGAGGCUGAAGAAGAAGAAGACGAGCUGAGGAAGGUAUUUCAGACCACUGUGAGUCUGUGUGUCCACAACGGCCUCAUGACCCCAGGGAGAGGCCACAGAUACUACAGAUCAGCACUCGACGCAGACCUGCGAUUUGCUCUGGACCACUGCCCCGACAAUGACAUCAUCAGUCGCUGCCUGGUCUACGUCCACAAGGUCGUCAAUGCUGAGAGAGAGAAAGGACGGAUGGAUUCACAGCUGCAGCCACAGUCAGAGGCCGAUGUCUCCGACCUGAGGAGAACACCCACUGAUGAACAGUUACUCUCAGAGCUCUGUGACAACUUCCUCCCCGCUCUCAUUACUUCCUGUUCGCUCCUGGUCUACACCACCACCACAGAGUGCGACCGUCGCUAUGGUUACACAACCGCCCGGAGACGGGGCUAUGCCGAGUCUCUGUGCCAGCAGGUGCACUCUGACCUCGUGGGGCAGAUCGACGGCUCCAACCCGCCAGAAACCGGGAACCUGAAACAGCUCGGUGAUGCUUCGGCCCGAGAGCAGGCCGAGCAGGAGGAGCUGUGUGACACCCUGUCCCGCUUUUAUGACGUUGUUCGGCCAGAGGAGGACAAGAUCAGAGCCUAUGUGAAGCAGAGCGACCAGCAUUGCCCACUAGUGGUGUUAGGAGGGCCAUGCACAGGGAAGACAGUGCUGCUGGCACACUGUGCUCAACAGAUAAAGUCAUGGCUUCCAGACGGCGAUCCUGUGGUGAUCUCUUAUUUUUGCAACCUGCAGCGGGUGCUGCCCCCGACGCGCCUGCUGUCCAGCCUGUGUUAUCAAAUAGCGAGCAGAUACCACAGCGACGCUUCCCCUGAAAAGGGUCCCAGCUUCUCCCUUGGCACCGACCUGGACGAUCUUAGCUGUGUCACUGUCAGUCUGUCUGAGCUUAGAGAACGUCUCUCCUCCCUCCUGUCUCGUCUGCCAUCUCCCACACGGCCUCUAGUUCUAAACGUCGAUGGCCUGGAUCAAAUCGAAAACAACUUUGUUUGCGCUCAAAUCAUAGAGAGCCUCCCCACCCCCUUACCGCCUGCAGUCAAACUAAUCCUCACAGUCUCCUCCAAGCAAACACACGUCCUGCAGGCCAUCAAACUGCAUUACCCACAAUGCAGCGAGGAGGAGUCGGGACAUGUGUGUGUACAGUUGGGACCGGCUGACAGGAAAGAGUGUGUGAGGUUGUUGGCGUCGCUGCUGAGCAGUUCAGGAAGGAGGGUGACCUCAGGACAACAGGCUGUGGUGAACCGGGCGCUGACUUCCUGUCGUCUGACUCUCUAUGCUCGCCUGCUGCAUGUACAUACCUCGCUCUGGAACUCUGAUUCAGAGGUGAUGGAGUCGUCUCUCCCCGCCGGCGUCCACACAGCCAUCUCUGCGCUCCUGGAUCACCUGGAGCAGAAACACGGCUCCUCGAUCGUGACGCGCGCCGUCUCCUACCUCACCCUCUGCAGGACUGGGCUCACCGAGGUCGAGCUCGCCGACCUCCUGUCCAGUGCGGACGAGGUGCUGUCCGAGUACGCUCGGCGGUCUGAGAGCCCGUCCUCCGGUGUGGGGGUCCCGCAGAUUGAUGUGGAGAGACUUCUGCUGGAUUUGAGGCGGUUUCUCAUCGGGAGGACAGUUGCGGGGUCGCGUGUUUUGUCGUGGGUGAGCAGACAUUUCAAGCUGGUGGUGGCCGAGAGGUAUUUAGGCACUCGAGGGGCCAGGAGCGAGAUUCAUUCGGAGCUGGCGGAUUAUUUCAGUGGCCGGUGGGCUUGUGGAAAUGCUAAACCGCUUGUUGUUGUCCGCACAACAGGACCAGACAAGGACUGUGCCCAAAUGAAAUUAGACAUAAACAGGCAGCCGUCCAGCCAGCCGUUCGUCUUCACUUGUUCUUCCACAGACGCCGGGCGGGUGAACUUGAGAAAAGUCGUAGAGCUGCCGUAUCACUUGCAACGAAGUGGCAGAUGGGAGGAGUUGGAGCACGGUAUAUUAAUGUCAUUGGGCUUUCACCAGGCCAUGGUUCGAGCGGGUCUUCUAAGAGAUCUGGUGACCAUGCUGGAGGGUGUCGAAUCACAGCUUGUGUUUUCGAGAGAGAGACUACUGCUUGCAGGAUCAUUAAAGUCUUCUGCGUGCUGUCUGCGGGCCGUUCCUCUGCAGCUGCCCACGGUGAUGGAAACAAGCCUCCUCCCUUAUCUGGAGGUCUUUCCUGCACUCGAACGUUACGUCACAGAGAUCAGACAGGAGGUGAGGAAACGGGGAAGUGGAUUAGGAGUGGUGAUGUGUCCUGCUCCUUCCUCCGUUUCCCCCAUUCGGUGUUUGAAGUGCGACGCCAAAGCAACGGAUGUUUCUGUAGCAGAAGCGGCCGUGACAGAGUGUGGGAUUGUGGCGGAGGUAACAGAGGAUGGUUCUGCCUGGAUUUGGAAAGGUCCUGGGCGUGAUCUGGUGACAGUGUCGCUGAGCUGUGAGCGGCAGGAGCUGAAGUUUGCGGGGGUGAAGAGCGGCGGCCAGUCACUGCUGCUUUCCACGCGAUGCAACAAGCUUUUCUUGUGGGAUGUGACGGGCCCAGAAAUGUUUCUAGAGGUUAACGUCCCCUUCAAAACCGAGUCGGAACCGAAUUCAAGCCAACAUAUACGAAGCAAAAUCAAGGGGUUUGUCGGAUGUCAGAAAAACAUGUUUAUGUGGUGGAAAGAUGAGAGUUUUGUGAGUGUGUUCAAUGUCUCCGGUGAGGCCCUGACUCGUUUCCAGUGUCGGAGCUCUGUGACCUGUUUGGUUUGCUCAUCUAAUGGCUUUCACGUGUACUGUGGGCAGGAUGAAGGCACAGUCUCCAUGUUUGACACAGACUCCAGCCGUCUGCUCGGCAGCGGCACAAGCUCCAGUCACAGUGCGGUUACAGCGAUUAUUGUCUGUGAAGACAGGAGGGAAAUGGCAUGUGUCGACAGGACUGGGAAUGUGACUUUAUGGGAUGUGGCAGCCGAAACACAACCACUCAGACUUGUAAAGGAGAGAUGUACUGCUAAUAAAUCCAACAACACCCUCGGUACAGAUUACUCUGAAGAAAUGGGCACGUUAUUGGUGUGUCACUCUAAUCAGAUCUCACUGUGGGAUACGUGUGACUGGGAGAUGUGGGACCAGUUCUCGGCUCCACGAGGGAGGGCCUUCACUCAAGCUCUGCUCUCCCAGCGUGGCCACCUUCUCCUCGCUCUGCUGGACACCUGUGCCCUUGUCUUGGUGUGGAGGGUCAGCACAGGGGAGUGUGUCCUCUCCUUGGAGGCAAACAAGCAGCCGCAUACACUCCUCAAAACAGCGUCGGACGUCGUUUGUGUCGCCCGUGACGGCUGCCUGACGGUGUGGGACUCUGAGAUGAUAGACGCCGCGGGUGCAGCUCCGAAAACCGGCCGUGGAGUGAGGGAAGUGGUGGUUGAACGGACGGGCGAGCGAUUCUACGCCACGGACGGCUCAGAGGCGGUGUGGAGGUGGAGUUUGGAGGCGGGUUUUCCACAUGCUAACUUCCUGCACGAUGGUCCCGUUGGAAAACUGUGCCUCUCUCCAGACAACGUCCGUCUUGUGACACUAUCAGCAGAGGAAAUUUACAUUUGGAAGACGGAAACAGGUCAGAACAUCCAGCGCAUUAGUGGCUGCAGAGCUACAGAUGUCAUGAUCACCCCUAAUAAUAACUUUGGGGUGAGUAUUUCCACGCAAGGGUUGUCCCGGGUGUGGAAGCUGGCACAUGGGAGUAUAGUGUGCAGCAUACACACGUGCCUAUCCAGCGCCAAGGUGUCUCCUGAGAGCACCUUCCUCAUUGGCCUUAGCCGUGGUCGCUUGUUGGCUGCCAGUCUGUGGUCAGGCUCCAUCAGUAAGCGUUUUUCCUGUGUGGAAACCUCGGAGCAUGUUGUUGCUUUCCACACACUGUCAGAGCACCCAGACUUUGUGGUGGUGAUGAUAGCCUCGGGGGCAGUGUACACCUGGAAGGUGGCGGAGGAGAGCGUGUGCAGGCAAUUUCGGUUGCCGCACACGUUUCGGUGUCAGCCACAAGACUUCCAAAUGUCCUCCGACGGCAGAUAUGCACUGCUAUCCACCGAUAAUGACGCCAUCAGCCUCUUGGACCUGUCUCAGGUCAGACUGUGCUCACGCAGAGCCGAGGGUCCCGUCAUUGAAGCCUGCAUGGAAAACACUGGGCGUUUUGUCGCCUACAUCAGCCUUGAGAAAACCUGUGUCUGUGAACUGCACGCGAGGCCCGUCCUCACCAUCGUACGACUCGCAGACGGGGAAAGAGUUGGGAGCCUGCGUCUGCCUAAGAAUCCACUGACUCUGGUUGUGUGUAAGCAGCAGUGCGUGUACGUGGGUUUUGAGGACGGGUCUGUGGGUGUGUAUUCUGUGUCAGAUGUCACGUCCGACCGGGAGGAGUCGCUCAGGUGCAGAGAAAAAAUGACUGGUGAGUUGAAGAUGUGCCCUUUUGACAGAGCACCAACCAGCUGGUUACCCCUAGCAACCCCCAAUAUCAUAUGGCCUUAAUCUUAUGAUUACUGUUAUGUUGUAAGGAAAUGUAUUUCUGACAUUUUUACAGACGGUUAAUUUUACAGAACACAAUGUGAAAAGCAACAGGUGUGACAGGAAUUAGAAAUUGUUGUAUGUAUGUGUAUAUGUACAUAUUCAUAAAUAAACAAGAAAUGCUGGAAGUGUGUGGUGGGAAUCUGAAAUAAGUAUUGUAGAAAUAUAUGUUUGUCUUUGAGUAUUUUAUUGCAAGUGAACAAAACCCUUGAUCAGAUCAGAGCAUCAAGACAGAAGCUACAAUGUCUGAUGAAGAGGGAGAAAUUAAAAAUCACAAUGAUUUUUUUGUAAUAAAAUCAUUUCAUAGUAAAAUGCCAUGACAAGUGUUAUGUGUUCCCUGCACGUCUUGGCCAAACGUGACGUACUGUUUUCUAAACCAGACAACAUCAGUCAAGUUAUUGUUAUUUUUAUGUUUCGGUUUGUCUGAAUACAUGAUGAUGACACGCCCCUUUCAUUUCUGUGAAACCGAAACCAAUAUGCAAACCAGUUUGUACCAUAUCCACUGCCUUCUGUAUCUUAGAGAGGAUCGGCACAUUUGAUUUGAAAUAAAAUACAAAUUCUCUAAA